This is a messenger RNA of Aspergillus fijiensis CBS 313.89, 549 nucleotides long. Its product is annotated as nucleoside deaminase. Gene Ontology annotation, molecular function: tRNA-specific adenosine-34 deaminase activity; zinc ion binding. The record is from RefSeq and is a predicted model, not a curated record. Gene Ontology annotation, biological process: tRNA wobble adenosine to inosine editing. Gene Ontology annotation, cellular component: nucleus; cytoplasm. Lineage: Eukaryota; Fungi; Ascomycota; Eurotiomycetes; Eurotiales; Aspergillaceae. The transcript is spliced from 5 exons. Bases 1 to 549 code for a protein of 182 amino acids.
AUGGACUCACGUCAUGCGUACUUUAUGAAGCAGGCAUUAAUAAUGGGUGAAAAAGCACUUGAGACAGGCGAGACGCCGGUAGGAUGCGUCCUUGUUUAUAACAACAAAAUCGUCGGUUCAGGGAUGAAUGAUACCAACAAAUCCAUGAAUGGCACAAGACAUGCUGAAUUCAUCGCCAUCGAGCAAAUGCUUGAAAAUCACCCUAGAACGCUUCUUCAUUCGACAGACCUAUAUGUGACUGUUGAACCGUGCAUUAUGUGUGCUUCUGCUUUGAGGCAAUAUCAGAUUCGUACCGUUUAUUUUGGCUGCGGAAAUGACAGGUUCGGAGGGACCGGGAGCAUUCUCUCGUUGCAUUCUGACCUCUCGAUAGACCCACCGUAUGUGGUACAUGGGGGGUUAUUUCGGGAAGAAGCUAUAAUGCUACUUCGGCGCUUCUACAUACAAGAAAAUGAAAAUGCUCCCAAGCCUCGGCCUAAGAAACACCGUGAGCUCAAGACGAGCUUUCAGAAUAGCGUACCGGGCAGUCAAUCUUCGAGCCCAACUAUCUGA